AGAUUAAUUGAGCCGUUCAAGAAUUGCUCACCUGAUUCUUCCACCAUAGUGAGUGUUAAUGCGAUAAGGUGCCAACCCACUAGUGGUUUAGAGGAGGAGUUGAUGUCGAUCCUGGAGGAUAGUGGCCAACAAGGACUAGAAACUUCAGAAGUAGUGGAAGCAAGACCUCGGAUACAGCAAGUUUCAACUCUUCUGCGAGAGGUUGAAAAGAACAGAAAUUGCUAUGACCCAAGGCUAGUCUCCUUUGGUCCUUACCACUAUGGCAACCCAAAGCUUCAAUUGGGACAGACCCUUAAGACCAAACUAGUCCGGCGGCGAUUAAGUUCCUUCAAAGAUCAGACUAGUUCAGGUAAAAGCAUCAAAGAUAUCUUCAAUGAAGAUUUUGAUAAGGUAGCCUAUGAAGCAAGAGACUGUUAUGCAAUGGGUUCAACAGAUAAGUUUAAUCACCAAGAAUUCAAAUGCUUGAUGUUCUUAGAUGGUUGUUUCAUUGUUUAUUUCAUUCACUUCAUUGUCAAUGGCAAACAAGAUCAUCUAAAGAUGAAGAAUGAUCAUAUCGCUUUCACGAUAAUGGACUUCUUGUUGCUUGAGAAUCAACUUCCUUACAUAGUUCUCCAAACAUUAUUGACUACUCUGAUCCCUGAAGAGAAUAUAGAUUUAUUUGAAAAGUUCAUUGACCUACAAACUAAGGCCACAGGCAGCAUAUCCACAAGGGAGCCCUUGUAUCAUUCUCUUCUAGGCCUGUUCAUUUGUUGCAGCAACUCAUUGAGAAAGAAGUCUAUAAGUUACGAUGAGACUCCCACAACCACAGUUAAGAAUGAGCCAAUUCAUCUGCUUGACAUUUUCCGAAACAAAUUCCUCAGUACUAGUAGCUCUCUACCCAUCAAUGGAAAGUCUCAAGAAGUACAAUCUGAUGAAGAUGAAGACAAUUGGCAAUCAUUUCGUUCUGUACAAGAGCUCAAAGUUGCAGGGAUCAGGUGCAUUUGUGCAGGAACUUGUUACCCAAAGAAAGUAAAAUUCUGGCAACACAACAUGUAUGGAGAACUAUCACUUCCAGCAAUUGUUGUUGAUGACUCCACUAAGACUAAAUGGUUAAACUUGGUAGCUUAUGAAGCAUGCCCUGAUUUCUCAAAUGACUUGGCUUUCACUUCUUUUGUUUGUUUCGUGGAUUCACUCAUUGAUCACGCCGAAGAUGUGAAGAAGCUGAGAUUACAAGGUGUACUACUCAAUGGUCUUGGAAGUGAUCAAAAUGUGGCUGAUCUAUUCAAUGAUAUGACAAUAGACUUAACACCCAACCCUACUGCAUAUAUGAAAGUUAAGUGUGGAAUUCAAAGGCAUUAUAAGAACAGGUGGGGAAUUUGGAUAGCUGAAGCAUUGCAGACAAAUUUCAGGACCCCAUGGACUACAACUGCUUUCUUUGCUGCACUGUUCAUAAUCAUUCUCACACUCUUUCAACUAUUCUCGCCUUCGUUCAGACCUACUUCCAAGAAGUUGAUUCUUGCAACAAUGAUAAAGCUCCCAAGGUCAUCACCAAAACUGAGUAUUUCUUCCCCUCAAGAAGGAUGCCAAGGACACCAUGAGAAUGCAAGCUUGGUUUAGGGAUUAAAACCAUUAUGCUUUAGGGUGAAAUCCAUCAUGUUAGAUGUGCUUACAUAUUCUUUGCAGUUCAUAUCCCUCAAUGAGGCUCUCUGUUUUUAUCUCCAUUUUUUUAUUUUUUUGCUUGUGGGUGCUUUUUUAUUGAACUCCUGAGAAUAAGAUGAGUA
Messenger RNA from Macadamia integrifolia, 1760 nucleotides. RefSeq names its product UPF0481 protein At3g47200-like. The transcript has 2 exons. The record is from RefSeq and is a predicted model, not a curated record. The coding region runs from base 103 to 1596 and encodes 497 amino acids. Lineage: Eukaryota; Viridiplantae; Streptophyta; Magnoliopsida; Proteales; Proteaceae.